Messenger RNA from Lynx canadensis (Canada lynx), 2093 nucleotides. It is a transcript of the gene GPR65, whose product is annotated as G protein-coupled receptor 65. Gene Ontology annotation, molecular function: G protein-coupled receptor activity. The transcript is spliced from 3 exons. The coding region runs from base 890 to 1915 and encodes 341 amino acids. The record is from RefSeq and is a predicted model, not a curated record. Gene Ontology annotation, biological process: G protein-coupled receptor signaling pathway. NCBI's taxonomy places the organism in Eukaryota, Metazoa, Chordata, Mammalia, Carnivora, Felidae. Gene Ontology annotation, cellular component: membrane.
CGUCUGCUCAGGCCCUGUGGAGUGUGGCCUUCAUGUGUACUCACUUCCCUGCGCCUCUUCCGGCCUCACCUGCUGGGGCACGUUAGCUCAGGGGAGAUGGAUGUCCAAAGCCAGCCGAGAGAACUGGACCUUCCUUAACAUCUCGGGGCACAUCCACCACAUGCCAAUCUAUGGCAAAGCAAGAGAGAAGACCCAGCUUGCAGCCCCCACUGCGUCCUAGUUCAGGUGUCUGUCUCCUUGGUCGAAUCACUUAGCUUUCUGAGCCUGAGUUUCCUUUUGCGUAAGAUGAAACAAGAGCAGCCGCCGGGGGACAUGGGAUUAAACGAAAUACAAGUGUUGGUUUCUCAUCUCAGUGCAAGCAGAUUUAUCUGGCUCCUCGGUCGACAAAAUCAUCUCCUCAAGAAACAUGGAAACAAAGGCAUUUAAAAAGAGAUGUCAGUCUCUGUGAAAACAAAGCCUUCUGUAUUCACAUGUGCACCGAUCUCUUCUGAGUUUUGCAAAGAAAAACAAGUUGGAGACCACACUCUGUGGACACCGAGGGAUGACCCAGGUGAUUGCUGGGGGUUCUUCAUCAGCAUUCUGUGAUAACAAGAACGUGGACUCCUUCUCGUUGAGAUCCAUGACCAUUUGCGCUAACUGCCAGGAGGCUGGAUUCUGACUUCCAACCACUGAUAUCUUUGUGAAAAUCAGUCUACAUCCACCCUUUAAAAGCACUAACGAAUUAAUCAGAACUUUGGAAAGCAAAGAAGAAUUGAGAAAUUUUAGUAAAAGAAUGAGAUGUUAAAAACAAACUAGAAGGAGGCAAGGCUUCGCCUUGCUAUUGACCUUCUCAGACCAAAUGCAACUGCUGCCUUAAAACGAAAAGCAAAACAAAACAAACAAAACAAAAAUGAACAGCACAUGCCUUGAAGAACAGCACUACUUCGAUCACUAUUUAUUUCCAGUUAUUUACAUCUUUGUGGUUAUAGCCAGUGUUCCAGCCAAUAUUGGGUCUCUGUGUGUGUCUUUUCUGCAAGCAAAGAAGGAAAAUGAAUUAGGAAUUUACCUCUUCAGUUUAUCACUAUCAGAUCUGCUCUACACAUCAACUCUCCCUCUAUGGAUUGAUUACACUUGGAAUAAUGACAACUGGACGUUCUCCCAUGCUCUGUGCAAAGGGAAUGCUUUCUUCAUGUACAUGAACUUUUACAGCAGCACAGCAUUCCUCACCUGCAUCGCCGUUGACCGGUAUUUAGCAGUUGUCCACCCUUUGAGGUUUUCUUUUCUAAGGACAAGAAGAUCUGCCUUCAUGGUCAGCCUGUCCAUCUGGGUGUUGGAAACCAUGUUCAACGGUAUCAUUCUGUGGAAAGAUGAAACGACUAUAGAAUACUGUGAGGCCAAAAAGUCUAAUUUUACUUUAUGCUAUGACAAAUACCCCCUGGAGAAAUGGCAAAUCAAUUUGAACUUGUUUAGGACGUGUACAGGCUAUGCAAUACCUUUGGUCAUUAUAAUGAUUUGCAACCAGAAAGUCUACCAAGCUGUGCAGCAUAAUCAAGCCACGGAAAACAACGAAAAGAAGAGAAUCAUAAAACUACUUAUUAGCAUCACGUUGACUUUCGUCCUGUGUUUCACUCCCUUCCAUGUGAUGCUGCUGAUUCGCAGCGUUUUAGAGCAUGAUGUGAACCCUGAUAAACAUAUAUUUGACCACAACAAGUCCGGGAAUCCAACUUACACAAUGUAUAGAAUCACGGUGGCACUAACAAGUUUAAAUUGUGUUGCUGAUCCAAUUCUGUACUGUUUUGUAACUGAAACGGGAAGAGCUGAUAUGUGGAAUAUAUUAAAAUUCUGUACUGGGAAGCUUAAUAACUCACAAGGGCAAAGAAAAAGCAUACUUUCUAUGUCUACCAGAGACACCGUGGAAUUAGACAUCCUGGAAUAGAAGUGAAGACUUUUUCUUUUUUUUUUAAGGUACACAGUAUCAUAUCCCCAAGUUUACAUUUUGAAGAGGAAAUCUAGCAUGGGGGGGAGUAGGUGUUCCAACUGAAUAUUCUAAUCUUCUUCAAUGGAAAUCUUUUAGAAGAUCUUUUUUAAUGAGUAUUAAACAAAAUUUAAUAUUA